AAAAUUAGUUCAUCAAGAGGCGCGUCUUCAUUAUCAGCAAUCCUUGGAGUCCACGGUUGGAGCUCCUGCUUUUGCAGCUUCUUCUUCGGCAGGAGGUGGUCAGGCGGCAUCAUCGGCAGGGGGUGCUUCCUCGACUGGCGGACAACAGCAACCCAAUCGUGGUGGCGGUCGUGGUGGCAGACGCGGUAACCGAGGCAGGGGUGGCCGAGGCUAUGGAGGUCGAGGCCGCUAUCAUCCGCAGCAGGUACCUGGGUUCGGUCAACCUCCGGUGCACUUCGGUCAGCCUUCACAACAGCAGCAGCCUGGUCGCGGCACUCAUCAGCAGCAGGCUAACUUGGGUACACCUGGUACAGUUUAUUGUAAUUCGGUUGUGUCACCGUUUAAUACUCCUGCUCUAUCUACUUUUUGUACUAACUAUGCCUCUGCAGGAUUUCCAUCAUUUGAGAAUAAUUUUGGUUCAGUUCCUCCUCCUGUCGUCUGUCAAAUCUGUCACUCUCCAGGUCAUUCCGCAAUUGCUUGUCCUUCUCGUUUUGUUCAACCUCAAGCUCCCGCCCUGGCUGUUUCUACGGGUGAAUCUACUCCGACUGUCUGGUAUCCUGACUCCGGUGCUUCCGCUCAUAUGACUUCGAAUGAAGGACACAAUUUCGGGGAAGGUUCUUCUUCAGGCUUCCAGUAGUGGUGGUGUUUACCCUAUC
This is a messenger RNA of Cuscuta epithymum, 695 nucleotides long. The record is from the annotation of a GenBank genome assembly. NCBI's taxonomy places the organism in Eukaryota, Viridiplantae, Streptophyta, Magnoliopsida, Solanales, Convolvulaceae.